Molecule: messenger RNA, 1874 nt
Organism: Arachis stenosperma
Lineage: Eukaryota; Viridiplantae; Streptophyta; Magnoliopsida; Fabales; Fabaceae
Product: probable galacturonosyltransferase-like 3
Exons: 1
Coding region: 316-1365 (349 amino acids)
Cellular component (GO): Golgi apparatus
Molecular function (GO): glycosyltransferase activity
Source: RefSeq, a predicted model, not a curated record
AGACCAGAAUCAAAUUUUACCCGUUUGCCCAUCUCAAUUGAGUAAACCAACGUUCAAGAUCGCAUUAUCAUGGCGUCACGUGUUGCUUACCAUGAACCCCAAACCAGGAGAUCACAAUCCUCCUCAUCACACGUCACAGUAACAAAGCACGCAUUCCGAAGCAAAAAGGUAGAGACGCGUCUUUCCAACCUGGCUUCCUACCAAUGUUACCCCACGCCAACCAAAUCAAGAUGAAAUACCAAACAUACCCCUAAACCUUCUCAAAAACACACACUCCCUUUUCUUUCACUAUGAGCCUUCCUCCCACUCUUCAUCAUGAUGCCACCGACAUUCAUCUUUCUCCUCUUUACAGCUGUAACAGUUGCCGCUGCCGCACAUUUCCCAGUAUCCGGUGAUAUUCCCACCUUUCGCGAAGCUCAAGCAUUCCGCAACGGAAGGGAAUGCCGUCGCGCCGCGUGGUCUGCCGUUGGCGCCGACCAUAACCCCGCCGUAAUUCACAUCGCCAUGACGCUUGAUGCGACCUACCUCCGCGGCUCCGUUGCCGGCGUCUUCUCUGUCCUCCAACAUGCGUCAUGUCCAGAAAACAUAGUCUUCCAUUUCAUUGCGACCACGCACCGCCGUCCGGAGCUUCGACAAACUAUCGCCGCCACAUUCCCGUCGCUUACGUUUCGCCUCUACUACUUCGACUCAAACCUCGUCCGCGGCAAGAUCUCAUACUCCAUCCGCCGCGCACUGGACCAGCCACUCAACUACGCCCGAAUCUACCUUGCCGACCUCCUUCCGGCCACUGUACGGCGAAUCAUUUACUUCGACUCCGACCUAAUCGUCGUCGAUGACGUGGCGAAGCUCUGGAACAUCGAUCUCGGUACGCACGUGCUCGGAGCACCAGAGUAUUGCCACGCGAACUUCACUAACUACUUUACGCGCCGAUUUUGGUCGAAUCCUAGCUAUGCGGCGUCGUUUAAGGGACGCGACGCGUGUUAUUUCAACACAGGUGUUAUGGUCAUAGAUCUCCUGAAGUGGAGGGAUGGAAGAUACACUGAGAAGCUUGAGAACUGGAUGAGGAUCCAGAAACGAAACCGGAUCUACGAGCUUGGAUCAUUGCCGCCGUUCUUGCUUGUGUUCGCCGGCGACGUUGAGAGAGUGGAGCACCGGUGGAACCAGCACGGCCUCGGCGGUGAUAAUCUUGAAGGGCUUUGCCGUGACCUUCACCCUGGUCCGGUGAGUUUGCUGCAUUGGAGUGGAAAAGGGAAGCCAUGGCUAAGAAUCGAUUCCAAGAAACCGUGUCCGCUGGAUAGUCUUUGGGCGCCGUACGAUCUGUUUCGGCACUCUUCGUCGGUGUCAUCGGUUUUCACCGAUAGCUAGUUGUUACGGCAUGUUUGAUUUUCCGUUUAAUUUAAGAAAAUUGAAGUUGUUGAAGAUAAUUUCGUGCAAUUGCUUUUUCUAAACGGGGAAUCAAACAAGCUGCGCUAAUACUUUUUAUUAUUAUCAUUUUUUUUUAUCACCGUUGCGGUGGGAGGGUGGUCACGUGACAGUGGUGGACACGCGCGUGUAGUGGAAAAUAAUGUGUCUGUGUACUGUGUACGGUACGGAUAAUGUCUGACACGUGUCUUUUUUGGAUGGUAUACGGUGACGUAGAACGGGGUUUUGCCGUUUUGGGUUGCCGGUUGCAUUGGGGUAUUGUGUAUAGUAGAAUCAUAGAUUGAUAAGGUAGAUGGUUAGUGUGCAGUCUACAGCGUCAGUGUGUGGUUGAGGGGGGUUAAUGGUAGAUAGGUUUUUCAUUUGGAUAAUUGUAGUACCUCACUGAUGCUGUAUUAUGUGACUCGGCGGAUUCUUCAAUAUUGUUGAAAACCGGAAAUUGUUCAUUCUUUAUA